AUCAACUACAGUCUGAGUAUUCUAGUGGAACUUGUAAAAGGAAAGGACAAGAGGAGGGACUAUAAUUCAGUGAAUGAAGAGCAGAUGGGAAUGCAGGCGUAUGAACAAGUUAAGAGAAGAGUGAGCUGCAGGAAAGUUUGAAGACAAAAGAGUUGAAGUUAAACUAAAGGAGAAGAAAGAGGAGCAGGAAAGAGCGAGUAGAACCAGAGUGAAACAGGAGAUGGAGAGACCUAUUCUGUUCCUCUCCCUCCCAUUAUUUCCCCCCUUUCUACUUUUCUCCCACCUUUUGUGGUGACUUGGAAACUUCUCUGCCUGGAAAUUCAAUAAAAGAUUCUUUUGAUAGAUUUUCUAUCAAUAUUUCUCCUCUCCAAACUCCCAUUGAUAUGAGCUGUCUUCAUCAUCCAGCCUUUAAUCAUGGGAGCCUUUCUCCUUGUUUUCUUACAUCCCCUGACUUCUACAAAGAUCCAUGGCUUCUGUUGAUUGAGAAGUAGAAACUCUUUUUUUUAAUAUUUUUCCCUCACUGCUAUAAUCUUUUAAAAGUUUGAGAAAAUAUGGCUUCUGAGCUUCAGUAGAUGACAUACCUUCUGUAACUUUUUGUUUAAAUUUUGGCUGGCUGUGACUUGACUUCGGUUAGACGAAACUGCUGGAGAAGAAAGUGAGUGGAUCUUUAGAAAGAAAGAGACGCUCUCAUGCCAAGUCAGGAGCGAAUGCCAGCAUGACUGAGAUCUGACCAACUGUGUCAAUACUUCAGGUGUGGAGGAGGGGCCUAAUAUAUUUAACAUCUGCUGAGCUACCAUGGCAGUCCCGUCUGCUUUGGUGCCCUCCUCAAUGAUGUCGCUACCACAGGUAAUUGAGUCCACAGUCAUGAGUGAACCCCAGUGCUACUACAAUGAAAACAUUGCCUUCUUUUAUAACCGGAGUGGAAAAUACUUAGCCACUGAAUGGAAUACUGUCAGCAAGCUUGUGAUGGGACUGGGUAUUACCGUCUGUAUCUUCAUAAUGCUGGCCAACCUCUUAGUUAUGGUGGCUAUUUAUGUCAACCGCCGCUUCCACUUUCCUAUUUAUUACUUAAUGGCCAACUUAGCUGCUGCGGACUUCUUUGCAGGGCUGGCCUACUUUUACCUAAUGUUUAACACGGGACCCAACACUAGAAGAUUGACUGUAAGCACCUGGCUUCUUCGCCAGGGUCUCAUUGACACUAGCCUGACGGCCUCUGUAGCCAAUUUGCUGGCCAUUGCUAUUGAGAGGCACAUUACCGUCUUCCGAAUGCAGCUGCAUACUCGGAUGAGCAACCGACGAGUGGUGGUAGUAAUUGUUGUCAUCUGGACUAUGGCCAUUGUCAUGGGUGCUAUACCAAGUGUUGGCUGGAACUGUAUCUGUGAUAUCACUCACUGCUCCAAUAUGGCACCACUCUAUAGUGACUCAUACUUGGUUUUCUGGGCUGUUUUCAACCUGGUCACUUUUUUGGUUAUGGUGGUCCUAUAUGCUCAUAUCUUUGGAUAUGUCCGCCAAAGGACUAUGAGAAUGUCCAGGCACAGUUCUGGGCCCCGCAGAAAUCGGGACACCAUGAUGAGUCUCCUGAAGACCGUGGUCAUUGUGCUUGGUGCUUUUAUAAUCUGCUGGACCCCAGGAUUAGUCUUGUUACUCCUUGAUGUUUGCUGUCCUCAGUGUAAUGUCCUGGCCUAUGAAAAAUUCUUCCUGCUACUUGCUGAAUUCAACUCUGCCAUGAACCCCAUCAUCUACUCCUACCGGGACAAAGAAAUGAGUGCUACCUUCAAACAGAUCCUCUGCUGUCAGCGCAGUGAGAAUGCCAACGGCCCCACCGAAGGCUCUGACCGCUCUGCUUCAUCACUCAAUCACACCAUCUUGGCUGGAGUACACAGUAAUGAUCAUUCUGUGGUUUAAAAAGAAACUGAAAGAUCAAAAAGAACCACAGAGAAUUUUUAUUGAUGGAUGAACAAUAACAGGCUAGAAAACCACAUCAAGAGGGCUAGGCAUGAGGAAAGUAACAAACUCACAAGACAUUCUUAAAUAUUAAUGGACACAGUAUUCUCUUUUUCCAGAAAACGCACCCACGCACAACACCAGCCAUGUAUGCAGAACUGGCCGUGCUAUAGCCCUCGUCCUUUCUUCUGCUUUCUGAAACUAGAAAGCAGAUUCCUUGCAAUGGAAUUCAUAGGUAGCACUAGGAGAGUCUUAUUUAGACUACACUAACUAGACUUUGUCAGAAUAUGCUUUGUCUUGGUGCCAGUUGAAAUCAACUCUGAUUAGUUAAGCGUAUACCUGCUUCACUGCAUUUACAUGUAGACACUUAGUCUUGUUUUUAAAAAAAAGAAUGCAUUUCAUUUAAUAAAUACUUAAUAUUUAUCACCAUCCGCAUGCUUGUGAUGGACAUUAACUGUGCAGGGAGAAAAAACAUGCUGUAGUCUUUGUAUUCUUAGCUACACUGCCAUAACUACAACAAAACAAAAAUAUUUUUCUAAUACUGGCCACAGGAAAAUGAUGGAAAUUCCGACUCUUCCUACUUUCUUUACUGGUGUUAGAGCACACUUGUUCUGUGUGAUGGCGGAUUGUUUAAUUUCAGAAAAAGAUGCUAAUUGUAACGUCCACAGGAAAGUAGAAAAGCAUAGACUGUAUUACAGUGUUUGUUUAGAUUAUGAAAUAAACAGUACUCUAGUCACAAG
Messenger RNA from Chelonoidis abingdonii (Abingdon island giant tortoise), 2684 nucleotides. RefSeq names its product lysophosphatidic acid receptor 1 (gene LPAR1). The record is from RefSeq and is a predicted model, not a curated record. Gene Ontology annotation, cellular component: membrane. NCBI's taxonomy places the organism in Eukaryota, Metazoa, Chordata, Testudines, Testudinidae. Gene Ontology annotation, biological process: G protein-coupled receptor signaling pathway. Gene Ontology annotation, molecular function: lysophosphatidic acid receptor activity.